AUGUUAGCACAUAUCAAGACGGCUACUGGCCGUGCAGUCUUUGCCCACUACAUGGUCGGCAAUAUCACAACUGAUCAUAUCCAGCAGGAUGUGGACGAUGCCAUUGCUAUGGGUCUUGAUGGAUUUGCUCUCAACGUCCAAUGCCCAACGGAUAGCUUCCCUGGUAAACUUGUUCAAGAGAUGAGCCACUAUAUCGUGAAUCAGGGCUACGAUUUUCGUAUCUUCAUCAGUAUGGAUGUGUACGCAUCUGGGGGGCCCUCCUGUGGUCAAGGCCCUGCAGGCUAUGUCACUCUGUGUCGCGAUGCUAUGGGUUAUGGGGCAUACUACACGGUGGGUGACAAAUACAUGGUGAGUACUUAUAGCUCCGGUGGAGGAACUUGGCACAAUUGGGAGGCCUUCAAAGCUGCCGUGACAGGCAAUGACGGCUAUGAUGUAUUUUGGAUUCCCGAUCUCGACGACACAGAGGGUUAUUGGACGAGUGACGCUGGCUGGUGGUAUUAUUGGGGAAACCUCACCGACGGACUUUUUAGCUGGGAAUCUGCAUGGCCAGCGUUGGGACAAGAUGCCGCCGACCAGAGCGGAGGCAUUGGAGGAGUGGCUCGCGACCAGGUGAUCAUUGAUGCGGCUGAGACUGAGGGUGCCUCCUACAUGAUUCCCCUGAGCUUGAUGCAGUAUAAGAACUCGUACUCGACCAAUGUUUAUCGCCAAGGAGAGACCAAUUUCAUGCAACGGCUUCACGAUAUUUUGGAAAUCGAGAGCGAUGCGCUCGAGUUUGUGGAAUAUAUUACCUGGAAUGAUGGACCGGAAGGACAUUAUAUUGGAAACCUGUGGCCUGAGCAGAACACCGAUGCGGCACCCAACAACUACGCCAAUGAAAUUUGGCCCCACGAUGCCCUCCAGCCUAUCAUACAGUCCUUUGCCACAGCAUUCAGAGCGUCUGCUGGUCCAGCUGAUAUGCGGCCUCAGAAUGGAAAAGAUGCGGUGGGUGCCAUCUGGUACCACACGCUUGCUUUUGACGAUACCUGUCCUUUCGAAGGAAUUGGAGAAUACACGUUUUGGGAUAAACCAGCGGGUUACGAAACAUUUUCGCUAACCACCCACUGGGCCGUUGUCCUCGAUGAUUCAGUUGGAGGGUACGCUCCUAGCGACCUAGAGCUCAUCAUCACUACAGCAGCUGAUGACCAAGUUGUGGUGACCGAUCUCAGUGCCGGAUUGAACUUUGCUCAAGGGCCGAAUAUCAAUGGAGGGUAUUCAGUCUCCAUGAUACUUGCCCCUAAAUCAGGCACGACCGUUUUAUAUUCCGCAUCAGGGGGGAAAUGUCCCGCUUCCAGCUGCGCGGAAGGCUUCUACAACCUCAAUUAUCAGAUUCUGCCUUUAGUUCCGGGUGAUAGCGGCAGCGGUUGCACUUACGAGGAGACUGUGUUGCGGUAUACGCCUCUGAAUACCACCGCGGAUAAUACCAUCGAUUGCGAGGGUCUGUUGACAUUGACCGACACGGCAGUCACUUCAUGGGAAGUCAGCCAGGCUGGCUUGGCCUUGGAAUUCGAGACGACGCGUCAUGCGUUAUCAACUAGCCAUGGUAAGUAA
Molecule: messenger RNA, 1587 nt
Organism: Aspergillus brunneoviolaceus CBS 621.78
Lineage: Eukaryota; Fungi; Ascomycota; Eurotiomycetes; Eurotiales; Aspergillaceae
Exons: 5
Coding region: 1-1587 (528 amino acids)
Molecular function (GO): glucan endo-1,3-alpha-glucosidase activity
Source: RefSeq, a predicted model, not a curated record